GGUUACAGCAACUUGACUAACGACCUUCUGAGGACGGCAGCUGGUAGCCAACCGUGCAUACAAGUCUUCAACGAGGCUAAGAGCCGUCCGUGUACACUGUGAGAUGCCAGGUGCUGGUCCAUGGGUGUGAGCCGACUCGAUGUAUUUUACAGAAGGCUGCUCCUCACCAAACUCUUCAUUGGGGGAUGGGGAAAGCCUGAAGACCUCAAGAGAAUCUUUGAGUUCCGUAAGCUCAUUGGAGACAGAGAGAGGUGCGAGUCUCUGGUGCCUGAGGACUAUCCAGUUUACACAAACAAGACAGAGGAGCACUCUGACUGUCUGAUCCACGAUGGGUUCUUCAUCUCUCCUCUGGAGCACUUGGUUCCUGGAAUCCUGCCACAAGAGGCCGUCAAAGCCAGAUUCCAGUUCAUAGUCCCUAAGAGGUGGCAGAAGAACAGACCAGUAUGUAUCCACUUGGCUGGGACUGGAGACCAUUUUUUCUGGCGUCGGCGGACCCUGAUGGCCAGGCCCAUGAUCAAAGAGGCAGGAAUGGCUUCACUUCUUCUUGAGAACCCGUAUUAUGGCUAUCGUAAACCCAAAGACCAACUGCGCUCCAGUCUGAAGAAUGUGUCAGACCUGUUUGUCAUGGGAGGGGCUUUGAUCCUGGAGUCAACGGUGCUGCUCCGCUGGCUGCAUGGACAAGGAUACUGGCCCCUGGGAAUGACUGGCAUCUCCAUGGGAGGAUAUAUGGCGUCCCUGGCAGUGACAAACUGGCCGAAGCCUAUCCCUCUGGUUCCCUGUUUGUCCUGGUCCACUGCCUCCAGUGUCUUCACCACGGGUGUGCUGAGUAAAGCAGUGAACUGGUCAGAGCUGGAGAAGCAAUAUGCCAUUAAUUCAGUGUAUGAAGAGGAGAUCAUUAACCUGUUGGAAUACUGUGGGGCUGAUUCCUUUAAAAUGGGUCAAGACCUUGGGAGGAAUAUGGACCCUAUAGAGCAUCUGCUGGGUGUGUCUGGAGGGGACAGAGCGUCGGUGGACCGGUUUUCCAAAGCUGGAGGGGAAGCUGAGGCGGGACAUGGCCUGUUGUUUGGUGGAGGCCCUGGAGGGGGCGGGGCUGGAGACAGAUUAGACCAUUUAUUAUCAUCAGUGAACAGCAGGGGGGCAAGUUUGGACUCUCUACCAAGAGGCCUUCAUGCCAACGACACACUGCACAGGAAGAAGACGGAUUCAGCCAAAUGCUCUCGGCCAUCACUGCAUAGAGAGUCUAUAAGCUUCAUGAAGGGAGUGAUGGAUGAAUGUACACACAUGGCCAACUUCUCUGUCCCUGUAGACACCAGUCUCAUCAUCGUGGUUCAGGCCAAAGAGGACGCCUACAUCCCUCGUACAGGGGUCCUCAGUCUGCAGGAGAUCUGGCCUGGAUGUGAAGUCCGAUAUCUGAACGGAGGACACAUCAGUGCAUACCUGUUUAAACAGAACGUCUUCAGACAGGCCAUAUACGAUGCAUUCAACAGAUUCUGCCUCAAGUAUCCCAACCUGCACUAACCAUGUCAGCCUGAAGCCCUGGGAACAGCCUGUCCACAGACCAGAGGCCUCAGCAUCAAGUAUGGCAGUGAAGAUGUCUCCUGCUGAAACAUGACGUGUCUGAGCUGUACAGGCUCUUCUCAGAUAAAGGUCAGCUGACACAGUCACUGUCUGGUUCUUUACAUCAGCCUCUGCAGAGGGAGGGCUGUAUGCCAUGGUGCCCCCAAACAAACAAACAAACAUGUUCUGAAGGUUCCUGCCAGCACACUCAGGCCUCUACAUUCACUUUGGUAAGCUGAUGGUUUUCACUGGUUCACUGGUCCACACCAGCAGGCUGGACAUGUCCAUCCCGAUGAGUCAUGAAUAUUCCACCUGACAGGACACAGACUGUCCCUUUGAUAUCACACUGAGCAGUUUCUACACACCAGAGAUUAUUAUGGUAUAUGAUAAACGUCAGUACAAUACUGAUGACAAGGAAAUAUCAGCCUUUAGCACCUUAACUUGCAAAACAUUCACAGUGGGAAAUUUUGUUUUGCUGACCAUAGUUCGGAGCCACCUGUUUUUCCAUGUGUUCUGAAAAGACUCUUGGGUCUUAACUGCAGAUUUAUGUGAAAUGUUCACUCUAAGUCACAUAUUUUCAUAUUUUGCAGAAAUGAAUGGAAGCCAGUGGCUGUGUGGGACAGUGGGAUCAUGGUUGGGUCAGCUGUGAUGUAAAUUGUCAGUGAUUUGUAGUGAACUGGAUGUUAACAUGUGAAACCAGUGGGACGGUCCUGUAAACACCUGCUGAAGCUGCUUCCUGCAGCCUUUGUCAUCUAUCUGACAGUGGGAACUAUUUUCCUCUUUCACAGCUGACACAUGGACUUGUCACACCAGGAAGCUCAGGUGGAACAAAUAACAGUAACAAUGGCUCCGUUCCAUUAAGCCAUGGCGGUGAACAGAGCUGGAACUGGCUGAUCUCAAUGGAAGGCAGCUGUUAUUUAUGUUAUUGAUUCCACCUGUGCUUCUCCUGCUGUGACAACGCUCUGUAAAGCCUCAUACAGGACAAAAAUCACGGGGGGGGGGGGGUGAAGGUGAAAUCUUCAUCCUGAGUAAUUUAACUCGUCAACGUGAACGACAUGUUAAAGUGAUGGUUCCGGUUAUUUGACAUAGGGUUGUAUGUUACCUGCAUUAGAUUCAGAUCAGCUGGUUAGAGAAGCAGCAGGAGCACCAGCACAAAAGCUGAGUGAUGAGGAUGAGGUCAGCAGAAAAAACCUGUUUUAGAUCAUCUAAAAAAGGCCCACAGAAAAAAGUUAAUGUCAGUUGAAAUGUUUUAUUUUGAAUAUUUUCACCAGUCUGCCGUGGAACAGACCUUUACUUUGGAACUACAGUUUGUGAACUGUUGAACUGCCAUAUUCCUACACACAAGUGCACCUAGGCAGUGCAAUGUAUUACUCCGCAGCUGAGCUGUUUGAGUCAGAGCCAGACGUAGGCUCACUUGUGCAUAGGAAUACAGCAUUUCAGCAGCUGAAAAAUGUAGUUCCAAAGUAAUGGUCUGUUUGACGGCAGAUACAGUGUGAAAAUAUUCAAAAUAAAGCAACACUUCAACUGAUAUCAGCUUUUCUGUUGAUAUUUUUUAAGUGGCUAAAAUAAAUGUUUCUCUGCUGAGCCUGUCCACAGCAGCUCAUCACUCUGCUUCUGUGCUGGAGCUCCUGCUGCUUCUCUAAACUGAAUCUACUGCAGGUAACACACUGACUAUAGAUCAGUACCUCCCACAACCUCACAUCAAAUAACCUGAACUUUAACCUUGGUGAGGUGAAGGGGUCAGGGGCUUCAUUUAUAAAACCGUGUAGGAUCCAGACUAAAAGUGAACGUGUGCACAAAGUCUUCAGAUUUAUAAACCUGUGCGCUCACACACCUCCACACAAUUUCCCUUUUAAUUAUAAUCAAGUUGAAAAUGUGCAGCCUCAUGCUCUGCCCACAACACUCCAACAAUUAACCAUAGAUGAUCAAAUCCCUGAUGAAUAUGGAUCUACAUGUUGUUGCUGUGGAGAUGGAGGCAGUGAUACAGACAGUAGCACAGAGCUCAGACAUGGAGGUGGAUGCUCACCUCUGGGUGCAGGGGGGGUCCACAAAGGGGUCUCAGACCUCUGCACCCCACUGUAGUUAACACACUCUAGAGUGUCUGUGCAGCUGACAGCACUGUCUGUACCACUGCAGCAACUUCACACACAAACACUGAAAUCACACUCUUUGAUAUAUUAACAGUAUUAGAAGAUAUUGAAACCUACUGACGCUCUGUUUUGCUGAUCUUUAAUGCUGUUUGAUGAUCAUUUAAUCAGUUACAGCCUCGUUAGUGUGGUUCAGGUGAAAAGGACUCUAUAUUCAGGCUUGAUAUCAGAGAGACGGUGCUGAUGACAUUGAUCAGAAUUCGGUUUAAAUAUUUCAUCAUUAAAAGGAAAAGUUCUGGCUCACUAACAAUGUAAUGUUUAUGAUGAAGUUGAUCUUUAAUUAAUGUGUGAUAUGAAGUGAAAUUAUAAACAAAAGUCCUGAGUCAUAUCUGAAGACACAGACGUGAAACACAUGUUGAUCGGAUUCAAUGUGAUUUCACUUCCUGAGGAUGUCAUCUCUGAUGUCCCUUCACAAUAAACCUCCAGAAGAACAAAGAGAAUCCUGCUGUUUUUAAGUUCUCUUCAGUAUCACAGUGAUCCAGUGAUAGCUGUCUGAACAUCAUGAUGCGCUGCAGACAGGAGCUGAUCACAGCUGAUAUAGUCUGAAUGAAUGUGAACAAAUAUAACAGAAAAACAGAACAACAGCACCGACCUGUAGCUGACAUUACAACAGACCAUCUGAUGAGCUUUUACAGAGUCUUUCUCUCCUGAAGGCUUCUUUUUUUCUGUUGUCAUGUUGGUUCCUAAACAGGCCUGUGUGUUGGUGUCAGCAUGUCUCCAUCUGUCAGAUUAUCAAAAACAUUCUCCAAGUUCACACAGAAGAAAAGUUUUACACUGGGCCGACUGAAAAAUAAAGUAUUAGCAACUACAAGAAGCUCAGAGAUCUGAUUUAAGAUCCAAGGAUGAGGCUCUGGAUUAAAAUACAGGAGGAGCUGGGUCACAGGUGGGGGGUGGGGGGGUUGGGGGGUGACCCAGGUAUGAUCAUUGACCAGUGCAGGGCAUGCAGAAACCACCCCUCCUCCCUACAGACAGAAAGCCAGUUUGUCCUGCUGAGCAGGUGUUGUUUGCACCUGUCUGUCUGUCAGCCAGCAGGACGACACACAAGUCCUGAUCAGAUUUACACCAGACUUGGUGGAGGGGUGGGUCAUGGACCAGGGAAGAACCCAUUACAUUUGGGGAAGAUCCAGAUCAUUUACUCUGAAUUAGAAUUUUUCUCUGGAGUCUGGUGUGUGUUGUUUGAUGCUGGUCUUGACAGAGGUCUGCACUCUCUGACUGCUCCUCUAGUUUUGUUUGAGUUUUGUUUUUGUUGAAAAAGUGCCGUCGUGUUUUUUCUUUGACCCUUACUAAUCCUUCAGUUAACCGUGCCAUGUUGUCGUUCCAUUUCCACGAUGAUGUUUGUGCCACUGAGCAGCUGACCUUCUUAGUCCUGACCAGGCUGUUCAUCAUCCACCACACUACCUGCAAAUACAUGGUCGAAGUUUCAGUAGCUUGAUUUUUUUAUACCUAUACAUUUCUACAAAUUUUGUACAUAAGAAUCUAAUGACUUUAUUCCUGCUGAUUGAAAAAGCUGUUGUUAUUAGGACUUAAAAGUUUGUUUUUUUAAAUUAAGGUGCUCAGGUUUCUGUGGGUUUUAAAACCAGAGCACUCUAGUAUAUGGAAGCUCACAUCUGUAAAACAAGUAAAAAUCUCUAUUUUUCUUAUUGUCAACAAAUCCCAUGUGCAGCGUUAACCACAGUGUGUGUGUGUGUGUGUGUGUGUGUGUGUGUGUGUGUGUGUGUGUGUGUGUGUGUGUGUGUGUGUGUGUGUGUGUGUGUGUGUGUGUGUGUCAAAGCCUGAUGUAUCAGAUUCCUCUGAUUUUAACUGUGGUCAUUAGUUUAUAUUUGGUCAUAAUACAAAGUUUUAGACAAAAUAAAAUGUUGAUCUAUUAAAACACAUCAGUGAAAUGUUCCUUCAUCACCAUGAACAUGCACUGUAGUUAAUUUAAACUCACACACGCCGUCCACUGCCCCAGAUACUCAGUACAGCACCAAAUGUGAAGUAGCCCCCAAAAGAUGCACUCUUGCCUCCUGUUUGUGUCAAAACUAGUGAUCAGCUGUUUGAAGAAAUGAGUGUUUUCUUUAAAGUCAAACUGUAUUUGUGGUGUUUUUAAAGCUUCAAGUCGUCAGCAGGAACCAAUGAGUUCAGAGCAGAGAGCCACAGACAGAGGAGGGAUCACCAAGUACUUCCUCUGCUGGUUUUUCUCUUGUCACAAUAAAUAUACAAUACAAUCAGUUACUCUGUAAGGAAAGAAACUGCAGUGUUUCCCACUCAAUCAGAAUGAAUUGUGAGAGUAGCUCUUCUGUAUCACAGGAGGUAUUCAGAGCCCAGGUAAGCCUCAGGUAGAGCGGCACCAUGUAGUUUUUGAUUGCAUGAAAAUGUCAGUUUUCAUCUUAUCUGACGGCUCAUAGAACAUUUAUAGUUUAUUAAUUCUUCACACCAGCGACAGUCAGAGCCAGUCUUCAUCCGUCUGUCCGUCCCAUUCUAAUGGACACAAUAUCGCAGUAACACCUUGACGGAACUUCUUCAGACUUGGCACAAACAUUCACUAGGACUCGAGGAUGAACUGAUUAGAUUUUGGUGGCUAAAGGUCAGAGGUCAAGGGUAAGAUGACCUCACAAAACAUGAUUUUGACCUUUUAAAAAGCAGUAUCUUGAGAACUCCUGAAGGGAAUGUCACAAAAUCACAGGAUUACCUGAACACAGGGAAAGAGAGAGAGAUGCUGAGCUGCUCUACAAUGAAAUAAGAUUUUACCCAUUUGAAAUGUUAAAAAAAAAUAGAAUAUCAAUAUGUGGUGGUUAAUGUUGAUAAAUGAAUGUGUGGGAAACACUGCAGUGUGUGUUCGCAUACAGAAACAGCUGUUUCAGAGGGCACUCUUGAUCUUAUCUGAGACCUGCAGGUUGUACACCCUGAUGAACCAAGUCACGUAGACAGUGGAAAGUCUCUGCUGAUCACCUGACUCCGACUAUGGCUCCAGUCUUAGUCUGAUCCUCUGAACUCCCACUGAACACAUUCUCCUGCUGACGACAAUCUGACUGUUUUCAAAUUUGCAUUAAAAUAAUUAACAGAUUAAA
Messenger RNA from Seriola aureovittata, 6754 nucleotides. It is a transcript of the gene abhd18, whose product is annotated as abhydrolase domain containing 18. The record is from RefSeq and is a predicted model, not a curated record. The coding region runs from base 121 to 1518 and encodes 465 amino acids. Lineage: Eukaryota; Metazoa; Chordata; Actinopteri; Carangiformes; Carangidae. The transcript is spliced from 14 exons.